CGAACAGCAUCAAUCCAACAUUGUCAAUCGAACCAACAUGAAGUUCACAAUUAUUUUGCUGCUCGUCUCGAUGUGCGCCAUGGCAAUGGCUGGCUACGAGAGGCCACCAUAUCGGCCCAGACCCACCUUUAGGCCGGUUCACCGAAUUGCACGAGCGGCUGGCUAUGAGCGACCUCCAUACCUGCCCAGACCCACCUUCAGGCCUAUUCGGAUUGCACGAGCAGCUGACUAUGAGCGACCUCCAUAUCUGCCGAGACCCACCUUCAGGCCGAUUAACCGAUAUGUACGUGAGGCGCCACCAGCAGAGCUGCUGCAAGAAGAUACCCUACAAUUCUAGAAAUGCACAG
Messenger RNA from Drosophila navojoa, 347 nucleotides. RefSeq lists its product as uncharacterized. The record is from RefSeq and is a predicted model, not a curated record. Lineage: Eukaryota; Metazoa; Arthropoda; Insecta; Diptera; Drosophilidae.